AUGUCUAGUGGCAUAAUUUUCGGAUAUGCUGCCCUAAAACCAAUCCUUAUCAAUGAAGCAUCGAACCUCUUUGCUUUACCAAGUGGUUCCAUUUUAGACAAUUAUGGCCCUCGAUUUACCGGCGGAGUUGGUGCUAUUCUCAUUGCUAUGGGGUCCCUUUUAUUUGCAACUGCUUCCCAUUUUCCUUAUGACAGGCAUUUGUUCGGAUAUACUCUCAUGGCAAUGGGUGGUGUAUCUGUUUUUACGUCUUCUUUACAUCUGUCAAACGCUUUUCCGAACCACUCCGGCCUAAUACUGGCUAUUUUGACCGGUGCAUUUGAUCUCUCGAGCGCUCUAUUUUUAGUCUUUCGAAGUGUUCACAGCGCAAGGGCUUCACUGAAGUUUUUAUUUCUUCUAUACCUUGCUGUGCCAGGACUUAUCCUGGUAGCUCAGGUAUUUCUUAUGCCGUCAAGACCAUACAGUACUAUUGGAGAGCUCAUCGGACACAUUCAAGAUAUUUUGGCCGAAGAAAUGGAGAACGAAAGGACUAACGCUGUCUCAGCCCUUGAUCCAGAUCAGCAACCUUCCACAUACCAUGAUACUGUAGACAAACUCAAGGCUGUCCUUGAAGAUGACGACUACGAUCACAUCAAAGAUACCUGGAUGUUUCCCUCGGUGAAGGAAACUAAUUGGAGACAGAAUACCAGCAAUCAAUUAUGGGGCAUCCUACACACCUUGCCGGCAUCAGAGCAAAUUAGUUCAUGGUGGUUUAUUCUACUGGCGGUUUUUGCGAUGGGCCAGUUUCUUCGGAUAAACUAUUUAAUAUCCACCCUCCGUGUACAAUACGAGUACCUCUUAUCUUCUCCCACGCUCGCCAAAUCGUUAAAUCAGCUAUUUGACUGUCUGCUGCCUCUUGGAGGUAUCGUCACUACCCCGUUUAUAGGGUUAUUUCUCGACUAUGCUACAUUACCAUCCAUGCUGUUCCUUCUUGUUGGAGCGACAACCAUUAUCGGCAUUACAGGCUGCAUCCCUAACAAUCUAACUAUGGGAUACGUUAACAUCAUACUCUUCACAUUAUACCGACCCUACUUUUAUACGGCAAUUUCCGACUACGCAGCAAAGAUAUUUGGUUUUCAGACAUUCGGUAAAGUCUAUGGCCUGAUAAUAUUUGCUGCCAGUAUAGGGAGUUUUCUUCAAACUCCGUUGGAAAUGAUCACUUUGAGGGAGUUCAAUGGUGACCCCUUGCCGGUAAAUGUACUACUUACAGCUGGCACAUUUUUGGCUGGAGGAAUUCUUACUCUGUUUGUUUGGCAUAAGUCUAAGCUUUUCCAUUCUUGUUUAGCCCGCAACGUGGAUAUCGAACCAAAUUAUGGCGAUGUACCGAUGGGAAGAUCGAGCGUGGCCAUUGAGGAUGACUAUGCUGCCGUUGAAGAAUAUUAUGCAAGGCCAACUGACCCCCUUCUUCAUUCUUUUGAUAAAACGGGCCACGCUUCAUCUUAUAGUGCCAUACCACAUGAUGCUUAA
Messenger RNA from Trichophyton benhamiae CBS 112371, 1503 nucleotides. Its product is annotated as MFS transporter Fmp42, putative. Gene Ontology annotation, molecular function: transmembrane transporter activity. Bases 1 to 1503 code for a protein of 500 amino acids. The record is from RefSeq and is a predicted model, not a curated record. The transcript is spliced from 2 exons. Gene Ontology annotation, cellular component: fungal-type vacuole membrane. Lineage: Eukaryota; Fungi; Ascomycota; Eurotiomycetes; Onygenales; Arthrodermataceae. Gene Ontology annotation, biological process: transmembrane transport.